Messenger RNA from Asparagus officinalis (garden asparagus), 773 nucleotides. Its product is annotated as CASP-like protein 1D1. Bases 26 to 580 code for a protein of 184 amino acids. NCBI's taxonomy places the organism in Eukaryota, Viridiplantae, Streptophyta, Magnoliopsida, Asparagales, Asparagaceae. The record is from RefSeq and is a predicted model, not a curated record. The transcript is spliced from 4 exons.
ACAAAACUCAGGCUUUAAGCUCAUCAUGGCUUCUGGUGAGCCCAAACAUUGCGAACCCAAACCCAAACCCGUUAGCCCGAUCAACCUUUUUAAGGUUGACCUCUUACCGAGAGUCUUGCUGACUACGACGGCGGCCGUGGCGGUGGCGGUGAUGGUUUCAAGCCAAGAAACCAAAACGUUUGGAGGUCUGAUCAGCAUUGACGCCAGAUUCAACUACUCUCCCGCCCUCAUAUACUUUGUGGUGGCUAAUUCUGUGGCUUGCUUGUACGGUGUAUUUACUACCCUUGCUUCGUUUCUUUGCGUAUCUAAACCCUCUCCAGCCACCGAGCUACUGUUUAUUUUGUCACUUUUUGACACAUUGAUGGUGGGAGUUGUGGCAUCAGCAACAGGAGCAGGAGCAUCGAUUGCAUACAUCGGAUUGAAAGGGAACUCCCAUGUUGGUUGGCUUCAAAUAUGCAAUUUUUAUGGAAAAUUUUGUAGACAUGUUGGGAUCUCCAUAGCUUUUUCUCUCGUUGCGUCAGUUGCGCUCAUCGUGCUCGUAUCGAUCUCUGCAUACUCCCUCCAUCGACGCAGCACAUAAUGCAGGCUUCUGUUUGCCACCAGAGGGGUAUAUGUGCAUGUAAAUUUCUAGUUUAUUCUCAUCCCUUUGUCCCUCUGUAUUCUAAUUUUAAUUUCAUAAUCAAUUAUAGAAUCUAGCUUUCUUGUGCCGAUGUUACGUUAGUUCAUCUGAAAAAUGUGAGAUGCAUGAAAUAGACAGCGUGUAUGAUUUUUUU